Messenger RNA from Diplodia corticola, 1254 nucleotides. RefSeq names its product metal-dependent amidase aminoacylase carboxypeptidase. The record is from RefSeq and is a predicted model, not a curated record. Gene Ontology annotation, molecular function: dipeptidase activity. The coding region runs from base 1 to 1254 and encodes 417 amino acids. The transcript is spliced from 3 exons. NCBI's taxonomy places the organism in Eukaryota, Fungi, Ascomycota, Dothideomycetes, Botryosphaeriales, Botryosphaeriaceae.
AUGACCCAGUCCAAGUUCCCCAUCCAGGUCCGAUCCAGCCAUGCCGAAGAGGCCCGUCGGACGGUGAACGCAGCCAUUGACGCUGCCGACGUCGCCCUCCGUGCGCUGAACAGGGACAUCCAUGGCCAUCCGGAGACCGCAUACGAGGAAGUCCACGCCCACGACGCCCUGUGUGCCUUUCUCGAGAGCCAGGGCUUCGCCGUGACGCGCCACGCAUAUGGCCUCGCGACCUCGUUUGAGGCGUCGGUUGGCAGCACCGCCGGCGACGCACGUGAGAUCGUCUACUGCGCCGAGUACGACGCGCUGCCGGGCAUCGGCCACUCGUGCGGCCACAACCUGAUUGCGACCUCGUCCGUUGCCGCCUUCAUCGGCGCGGCCAAAGCGCAGCAGGCGCUGGGCUUCAACGGUCGGAUCCGCAUCCUGGGCACUCCGGCCGAGGAGGGCGGCGGUGGCAAGAUCAAGCUGCUCGAAGCGGGCGCCAUCCCAGCGUCGACGGCGGCGGCCAUCAUGGCGCAUCCCGUCGCCGGCCACAUGGCCAAGAUACCGGGCGCGAGCGGGCUGGCCGGCUUCAAGCUCAUCUGCAGCCACAAGUUCAAGGUCGAGUUCUCGGGGCGCGCUGCCCACGCCGGCGCCCAGCCGUGGGACGGCGUCAACGCCCUCGACGCCGCCGUCGCCGCCUACACCAACGUCUCGAUGCUGCGCCAGCAGAUCCGCCCGGACGAGCGCGUGCACGGUGUCAUCGAGGACGGCGGUCGCGUGCCCAACGUCAUCCCCGCCUACACUCGCAUGGCCUGGAACGUGCGCGCACCCAAGGUCAAGGCUGCGAACGCCCUGCGCGAGCGCGUCGAUGCCUGCUUCCACGCCGCCGCUGCCGCCACGGGCUGCAGCGUCAACAUCGUCGAGGGUCCGAUGUACAUGGAUCUGCGUGCCAACCUGACUCUUUGCCAGACAUACGUCGACGAUAUGGCCGCGUUGGGCGAGAAGAUCAUCCUGAACGAGGAUGAGCCUGCUACUGCGUCUACCGAUAUGGGCAACGUCUCGUACACAGUGCCGAGCUUCCAUGGCGCCUUUGGUAUCCCGGCUCCUAAGCAUGUCGUUGGGCAUCAUCCGGGCUUCGCGGCCGCCGCUGGUACGGAUGAAGCACAUACCGCGGCCAUCACGUGCGCCAAGGGAAUGGCCAUGUUGGGCUGGAGGGUUUUGACGGAUGACGAUAUUGCGGAAGACGCGAGAAGAGAUUUCGAGCGAGACGAUUGA